Branchiostoma floridae (Florida lancelet) is the source of this 1660-nucleotide messenger RNA. Its product is annotated as poly [ADP-ribose] polymerase tankyrase-2-like. The transcript has 6 exons. Gene Ontology annotation, molecular function: protein binding. Bases 386 to 1246 code for a protein of 286 amino acids. NCBI's taxonomy places the organism in Eukaryota, Metazoa, Chordata, Leptocardii, Amphioxiformes, Branchiostomatidae. The record is from RefSeq and is a predicted model, not a curated record.
UGUCCCUUCCGAUUUUCGAUCCUGGGGGACAAAAACACUGUAGAACAAGAGUUAUCAAAAACUUCUGCUAUCAAAAACUACUUUAGGUAGCCGCUAUGGGACCCAUUAUCGACCUUGACCUUCGUUUUCGUAACUCCUACCCAUCCCAGGCUUCUCGAGUUAUGCAGACACACACACAGACAUACAAACGCGCUCAAAACAUAACCUCAGAAAAAAUACGUUUCUAGCUACACGUAUUUGUCAUUGGUCUAUCCAUGUGACAAUGAUCACGUGACUAGACAAUAGCUCACGUGACAAGAUAGCUUAGGUGACCAGACAACUUGGUGCUUCAGUUCAAACUCAGACAGCACACGGGCAAGGUGUCGACAACAGCGGCUCUAACAAAAUGGCUGUAACUGAUCCAAACAUCGACCUAUUCGAUGCUGUCAGGAAUGGAUCACUUCGAGGCGUUGAAGCGGCUUUGAAAGCUGGUGCAGACAUUGACUUCGAGUAUGCGUGCUGCGAGGAGUCAAGUCCCGGGACAUUUCUGUUCAAUGUUUCCUGCAUGGGAGAUGUGGACACCGCGAGACUGCUCCUCCGCAAGGGGGCGUCUUUGGUGAAGAGAUCAACCAGGAGCGCAUUCGCUCCCCUCCACGGAGCAGCGUUCAACGGCGCAGACAUUGACUUCGAUAUGACGCACAGCGAGAACACAAGCCCCGGGACAGCAUUGUACAUAGCUUCCUACAGUGGACAUGUUGACAUCGUGAAACUGCUGCUCCGCAAGGGGGCGUCUGUGUCGAAGAGAACCAGAAGUUCAUUUGCUCCCCUCCUUGGAGCAGCGACCGAAGGAAGGACAGAAGUGGUGGAAUUACUGAUACACCAUGGUGCAACAGUAGACAUACGGGACCGCUUCCAGAACACACCACUCAUGAGAGCCUGUAACUACAACCAUCUCGACACAGUUCGGCGACUGAUUGAGCUCGGAGCAAGACCUGAUCUAACCGGCGGUCAGUGUCAGGGCAUGAGGUACUACGAGGAGGGGACAGAAAUCGGCAAAGGUGAAAAUGAAGAGAGUUGGAAGCUGAUAGAAGAGGCGAGGUCCGAGCUGUUGAGAUGCUGCAACCCAAAGUGUGGCAAACCAGACCACAGGUCAACCCUGAAGCUGUGUGGCCGGUGCAAGCUGACCCGCUACUGCAGCCGCGAGUGUCAGAUACAACACUGGUCUGUCGGACACAAGAAGUGCUGUGGGCAGGACGUGUACUUGUAAUCACAAUGAAGCUGACCCCCUCCAACAACGGAUGGCUGAUAAGGGCCAUAUGAAGCAUAGUUGAUAACACGAUGCCAUUUGAUACAGACGUGUACUCUGACAAGGGACCAAACCAUAUGGCUGACUUUCAAUGAGGAUAUGAUUCUGGCGUUCUUGUAGAAAUGACUCCCAAAAUGAAGCUCAUACAGUUGCAUGUUUUAUAUGACCUUGUUUGAUUUCUCUUGUAGAAGAAAGUAAAAACGUUGAACGAGUGUAUGAUUAGUUAGUUGGAUUUUACGACGGAAACUAUAAAAAACAACUGAAUACACACUGUAUUACACAUGCACAUACUUGUUUAUUUUAGCAACGGACGUCUUUGUGUUUUCAGACAGAGGUACGAAUCACAUGAACUUUGAAAGUAAAAAUUUAAACAGA